AUGAGGCGACUGCAAUUGUUAGGGAAAUCAAAGAAUUUCCUAAAGAGUUCAAACAAAUAUAAAGAUUUAAGUCAAACAGAAGUCUUAGAGAGAGAGAAACCAUGUAACAACAGUAAUGUUACAACUAAUAAUAAUAAUUCAGAUUUAAAAUCAAUUUAUGGAUCUGGUCUUUUGAAUUUGCCUAAAAAGAUUUUACUCAUGAUCUUAGAAGAUUUAGAUAAUGAAACACUGACAAAAUUAUGUUUAGUGAAUUCAUUCCUUUAUCAAAUUAUUACAGAUAAUUUCAUUUAUAAAGUGGUUAAAUUAGAAUCUAAAUUAUCUCUUUUAAAAUUUAACGCUUUAAUACAUUCUGAAUUUCAUACAACAUCUUCUAUUACAAGUGGGUCUCAAAAUGCAAGAUUCCUUACACAGACUAUUGAAUUUAUUAAUCCUCAAUGCCAGGAUUCUCUAUUAAAAUAUAGUAAAUAUCAUAACAAAAAUGGUGCAGAUCAUUCAAUUAUAGGAGGAUCAUAUUCAUAUACAGCUAAUCCAAUUGCUUCAUCUCCAAAAGUUAGAUCUUCAAAUACAGACAAUAAAAAAACUUUGAUAAAUAACAACGAUACAAUAAAAUUUAAUCAUGAGCAAUCGAAUAAUCACUCCUCAUUUUUAUCUAAUGAUUGUACAAAAUUAAAUAAAAAAACUUUAGAAUUCUUAGAAACAUUGAAUAAAUUAGAGUACAAAUAUUCUCAUUAUACAUAUAUUGAGUUGAUGUUAGAUAUAAUAGAUUAUUUACCAAAUUUAUCCCAUAUUAUAUUAAGUAAAGUCGAACCAAAUUUCAAAAUCCCAUUGUGGUAUUCAGCAUUUAAUGAUGGUUCAAAAGAUUUCUUUAGGAAAAUUAUUAAAGGGCAACAGUCUUUGAACAAUAACGAUUUAAGAUCUUUCCAAGUAUCUCCUGAUUUCUUGAAUGAUUAUGAAAGAAAAUUUUAUUCUUUGCAAAGAUUUAAAACUUUAGAGAUUCAAGCCAUAUCUGAUCCAACGAAGAAAGGUGUUCCAAUUGUCCCAUUGAGGUUUAAUAUGCUAUGCUGUUUUGGUAUUAUUAAUGAAUUAAUAUUGGAUAAUGUAAUAAUUGAUACUGAAUCCUUAGAUACCCCCAUGGAAUUUCUCCCGUUAUAUAUUAGAAAAGAACAAAAAUCAUCUUCACAGAAAGACAUUUAUGAUUUACAUUCUACUUAUAAUACCCUCACGUUAAGACAAUGUCACAUAGUACCUGGGAAUGGUAUAUUAAGAUUGUUCCAUAGUUACUUCCAAGGGGUUACAAAUGUGCGUUUAUUAUGUCUUACAAGUAAAUUUGAUCUUUUACUUUGUAAUUGUUUUCCAGCAUUAAAAGAUUUAACAAUAGAUUGUAAUAGUCGAUCUUUCACACAUACAUCUUUGGUAAAUGACGAAUAUUACUACAAAGAAAUUAAUGAACAGCAACCCUUUGAUGAGGACGAUACAGCCUCUGUUGCCGAAACUUUGUUAGAUAAACCAGUUCAACAUAUUUUACAAGUUCCGCCACCUACUACUGCAGUAGUGUUAUCAUUGAACCUAAACUAUAUUUCAAGGACAACUAUUGAUAAAAGUUCAGCGAUGUCAGCAAAGGAACCCUCAAUGAUCACACAUUCUCAAAGUGAUUUUUUCCAUAUGACAAGAGUUCCCAGCUUCCAUUAUUGUUACCAUUAUUAUAAAAAAUUGUUUGAAAGAAUUCCUUCACGAAAUGUAAAUAUUAAUGUCAUCAAUAUUCCUUUCACUAAUGUUUUCCCUCUAUCACCAUUGAGUUAUUGGGAAAAAAUAUUAAACAAAAUUCUUUCUAAUGAUCAAGAAACAUUGAUUGCUUAUCAUCAAAACGAAGGGCAUGAAAAUGAGUCACAAAAUACCGAUAAUGAUGCAGCGCCAAGUAGAAGUUAUCAAUGGGAUGAAUCUGUCUUAAAUUGUUUAAAGGAAUGUCUGGUACAACUGAAGAAAAAACCAGAACAUAAGAAUCUCGAUAUUGAAGCCUUUAUAAGCAAUUUGGACAUUGACAACAUCUUUGAUAAUUUUCAGAACUAUCAAAAUUUUAUGGACAUUCCGAAUGUAAACUUAUAUUGUUUUCUAAAACAAUUAUCGAAGUUUAAGUCAGUAAAGAUACAAUUGCUGCGUAAAUGGCUUUUCUGCACUCCAAGAACGAGAUAUGACUGGGAGUUAUUAUUGAAACCUGUAUUAAAUGUCAGGGUACCCAUUGAAGUGAGGGAAAGAGACGGCUAUAUCCUGUACUCGUAUGGUUUGUCAACUGUUGGACAGAAGAAAAAUAACUCUAAUAUUGUAACACCAUCACGUAUAUAA
Maudiozyma saulgeensis is the source of this 2340-nucleotide messenger RNA. NCBI's taxonomy places the organism in Eukaryota, Fungi, Ascomycota, Saccharomycetes, Saccharomycetales, Saccharomycetaceae. The record is from the annotation of a GenBank genome assembly.